Daphnia carinata is the source of this 5781-nucleotide messenger RNA. RefSeq lists its product as uncharacterized. Gene Ontology annotation, biological process: DNA integration. The record is from RefSeq and is a predicted model, not a curated record. Gene Ontology annotation, molecular function: nucleic acid binding. NCBI's taxonomy places the organism in Eukaryota, Metazoa, Arthropoda, Branchiopoda, Diplostraca, Daphniidae. The transcript has a single exon. Bases 1 to 5781 code for a protein of 1926 amino acids.
AUGGCAGAAGCGAACCCUGAUCCCACCUUCAAUCUUCUGACUGCCCACCAGGAUGAAGAUCCCGAAACUUGGGAAAGCGUGAUCGACCCUGAGAAGUUGAAACGAGCUCGUACCGUCGCUAAGGCUACCCACACGAAGUCUGGCAAACGAAUGAUGGCAUCGGUCAGAACAGGAGACGACAGAGACACUAUAAGAACUCUGCGAGCCGUUUACGUCCGUGAUUAUGAAGAACUUGAAGCUCGCCAUGACCGAUACCUGACCUACGCACGACUCUCUCUUGAACAAGCUGGAGCCGAGAAAUUUUGGUUACAGUUUGUGUCUUCCGAGCACGAAGAGUUCACCAACAAAGUCGACCAAUACCUAGCAAGCCUUCCUCCCAGGUCUACAGCAUCUUCUCGUUCUCAACGAUCUGCCCGUAGUUCCAGUACAUCAUCGACGCUCACAAAAAUUCAUGAAGUUGACCGACUUCAGAAAGAGGCCGAGCUGAAACUGCGUCAAGAACAGGAGGAGGCGAAGAUCAGAGAAGAGGAGGAAGCCUGUUUAAUGAAAGUAGAGGUUGAGUGUUUACAGCAGCGGAUUGACUCCCAGAUCCAACAGAGCAAGAUCGACUCCCAACGAAGACAGAUCGACUCUCAGAGGAGACAACGAGAACUGCGCGACGAAGCCGAAAGACAACGACACAACGGAGUAAUCAUGCGUCAGCAGCUUGCUGAAGUUUUACUGGAUGACGAGAUACUUGGUAGAAAUGUGCCCACCUCUGAGCAGUUACCUGUGAAAUUGGAAGUACAACCGACAACUGCUUCACUGCGUAUUACACCACUAUCGAGAACCCUUCCAGCGAUUCAAACUACUGCUGCCUUUACACCCAUGGCUUCUUGUGCAGCUUCGCUACCGCCACACCAACCAGCUAUUGAAAACACGACCGAUCGAUCCUUACCUUUUCCCAACAACGCUUCUGCCCCAGUCUUCUCUACCUUCAAUCCAUCGGCGCAAAACCAUACGUCACCGCAGGAAGGCGGCCAUCGUCUAUCAAUGACAGAUGCCUAUAUGCCAGAUGCUUGGAUUCAUGCGCUAAAUCCAUCAUUCCCAUCGACCGCCCGCUCUGGAAUAAAACCGCCGAGACUCCAGGUACCGUCCUUCCAUGGAGAUCCACGCAGCUGGCCAAUGUUUAUCCAAACAUUCAAAAUCCUCGUUCACGACGCCGUGGGGUCCGAUGCUGAAAGACUGACUCAUCUUCGUGAGGCACUUGCACCGGGGAUAAGGAGAACUCUCGGGGAGGCGUUGCUGAACCCUGGGCUCUACCAACACGCUCUUUUGGAACUCCACAAGAGAUAUGGGAACCCGCAAGUCGUAGCGCAAGCCUGCGUUUCUUCCCUCCUAAAGCUCCGCGCCUUUAAAGAGGGAGACUUCCAGGCACUGAAAAAUUUCUCCGCGGACCUACAUUCAGUCGUCGCAACCCUACGCCUCGGUGGUUACGGAAUGGAGCUGCAAAGUCAUGCUACAUUGGCGCAACUAGUGUCAAAGCUCCCUUCAAAUUUGAGGAGCAAAUGGGGUGAACAUAGCUGGUCUAUGCAGCCGAAUUUACCCACCAUCGAAGAAUUUAACCAAUGGCUGGACAAUAUAGCCAUGGCUGAACUUUCCGUUCGGUCAUCGUUCAUUGAUAUGAACCCGUCGACUACUUCACGCGGAAACGGAGCAGACCACUUAAAGAAUCGACAGACGACCAACCGUCAAGUCUUCAACAUUUCGACGUCGUCUACGUGUCCCGUUUGCGACAGCCAUAAUCGACAUCCCCUGAGCCAAUGUCGACAAUUCAGGCAACUUCCUGUGGAAAAGAGAGCUGCCAUCGUCAAGGAUUUUAAGGCCUGUUUUCGCUGCUUGGAGCGCGACCACCUGAGCCACGACUGUAAACGGCGAGAGCGAUGCUCAACCGCAAAUUGUGAGGGAUUUCACCACCCCUUGAUGCAUGGCGCCCCGAAAGUCUACCCGCCUAAACGUUCGGAAACAAGACAGUCGGACGCCGUUGGAGUAACCUUCACUGGAUCCACAGCCUCCAAUUCAACGUCUCGUCGAACCCUUUUACCAAUAGUGCCGGUAAUCCUGAAGGCAAAUGGAAUGGAGACUCGUACCUUUGCUCUUCUAGACUCGGGCAGCGAAAUCUCGGUCCUAAAACGACAAACCGCUGAUCAUCUAGGUAUUAGAGGGAGACUGGAGCGGACUACGACGAAGACUGUGAAUGGCGAAAGUCAAGCUGUCGACACUGAGGUCGUCUGCUUCACAAUCACCUCCAUCGAUCGGACAUCCGACUUCGAGGCAGUAGAUGUGCACGUCAUGCCGUCAUUUGAGCUUACCAAACGACUGUUCGACUUGGUUAAGUUGACGAAGACGUGGCCCCAUCUCUCCCACGUGCCUAUACAUUCAUUUAAAGCCGAAGAUGUUGCGGUUCUCAUCGGUCAGGAUCAUCCGGCGGCUCUGGAAAUAUUCGAAACACGGAAAGACCCGCUGCAACCAAGAUCUCCUCGCGCCCACUUAACUGCCUUCGGCUGGUAUAUCGCCGGUCCCACGCAUCGUUCAGGCUCACAAGGAGUAGGCUGUUUCCAUAUCAGCUCCGGCGAAGAUAAAAUAACGUCCAUGGUUCGUCAGUUCAUCGAGGUAGACACGUUUGGGACGAAGCCGAACGUGAAGUCGCCGAUGUCGCAAGACGAGCAGCGAGCGUGGAAAAUUCUGCAAGAAUCGACUAAACAUAACGGCGAACGAUAUGAAUGUGGGCUGUUGUGGAAGACCGAUUCUCCAAAUCUCCACAACAACAUUUUCACUGCCGAACGACGGCUAUUCAAUCUGGAAAGGAGAUUCGAAAAGGAUCCCAGCUUGGCAGAGACCUAUCGCAGCGUUAUUGAAGGAUACGUCAAUUUAAAACACGCCCGAAAACUAUCGCGAACCGAAAUAGAUGAGGGACCUCUAGGCCGCAUCUGGUACAACGCCCACCACCCGGUAUUCAAUCCAAAUAAACCUGGAAAGUGUCGAGUGGUCUUCGACUUAAGAGCUAAGAGCCGAGGUGUCUGCCUGAACGACCUCCUAUUGAAGGGACCUGAUCUCUUGACGAGCCUCAUCGGCGUACUCCUCCGUUUUCGCCAGUACCACGUCCCCUUGGUGGCAGACGUAGAGAAGAAGUUUCAUCAGGUCCGGGUCCGGUCAUCCGACGGGCCGGCCUUUCGUUUUUUAUGGCGCACACCCGGCAGCAAAGAACCACCGGAUGUGUACCAAAUGGACGUCCACCUAUUCGGAGCUGCUUCAUCUCCAGCUGUCUGCUCAAAUGCCCUUCGACAAGCAGUCAGAGACAGUGGUGAUGCAGAUACUCUCCUACCGCAAGUUACCCGCCAUUUCUACGUUGACAAUUGGCUGGUUUCGUUCCAAUCGAUCUCGGAAGCUUUGUCAACGGCCCAUCGUCUUACCGAAGCAUUGAAGGCAGGAGGCUUCCCUUUGACGCAAUGGGCUACGUCACAUACAGCCGUGCGAUCCGGUCUCCCCGAUAUGCAACACCGAGAACCCAUUAUAGACAUGGACCUGGACGCUUUACCAAUUGAGCGUACUCUCGGUUUAGUGUGGGACUUUCGUCGCGAUGCCUUCGUUUUAAAAACGCCCGUCUCCCCAGUUGGUACUACGAAACGAGCCUUGUUAAGGGCGGUGUCCAGCAUAUUCGACCCCCUAGGCUUCCUCUCGCCCAUCGUCUUCCAAGCCAAACACCUGCUGCAAGAUGUUUGGCGUCGCCAAUUUGAUUGGGAUGACCAAUUGGAUUCCGACCUACAAGACUGUUGGAAAUACUGGACCCACACCCUACCAUCACUGGACGGGCUAGUUUUAAGCCGCUGUGUGUCUCCAAAUCGACAAGACGUCACUUCGACUGAGCUCCAUAUCUUCGGAGACGCAUCUGAGGCUGGAUUUGGAGCGGUGGCCUACGCACGCUUCGUUUACGCCGACGGAAAGGCGGACGUUUCUUUUCUCAUCGCGAAAUCGAGAAUCGCGCCGCUCAAAUUUCUGACGAUCCCUAGGCUGGAAUUGUCAGCUGCAGUCUUGGUCAUCCGACUUUCCAACUUGCUGGUGGAGGAGCUAGACAUCAAAUUCGACCGCGCGCUCUACUGGUCCGAUUCGACGACGGUAUUGAGCUGGAUCAAGUCAACUUCCUGCCGCUUCAACGUGUAUGUUGGAAACCGCGUCGGCGAAAUAUUAGAAACAUCGUUACCAGACCAGUGGCAUUACGUGCCGAGCAGCUUAAACCCGGCCGACGACGCCAGCCGAGGUUUGAAUGCCGGGGAAUUUACUGGCCAACAUCGAUGGUUUAUGGGUCCAGCCUACCUACGGGACCCUGAAAACUGGCCCAAACACCCCUUUCUUCCCUCUAUCGAUCCCAGCGAUCCCGAAAUUCGUCCAUCUGCGUGGAUCGGUGCAGUACAGAGAGAAGAGGAUGGCAUUGACGCGCUAAUCGCAAACGUUUCACGCAUCCACAUCAUCAUUCGUGCAGUGGCCUACGUGCAACGUUGGGUAAAAAACGCGCGAUCCUCCAGCGGUAAUCGUUCGUUUGGUGAGCUGAUGGCUGAAGAGAUUCGACAAGCCAAAGAGUUCUUGUUGAGGCGUGCUCAAAAGAAUGCAUACCAGUUGGAGAUUGUCCACUUACAAACAGGCCGUCAGAUUCCCUCUAACUCGACGUUAUUGAAAUUGGCACCCCACCUGGAUCAUCGCGGACUACUGCGCGUAGGCGGCCGUAUCGAAAGGGCUCCGCUUCCUAAAGACGCACACCAUCCGAUCAUUCUUCCGCCUAAGGAACGCCUGACCGAGCUAAUUUUGUUCCAACUUCAUCGCGAACGCGGCCAUCUAUCCGCCGAGCAGCUUCAUCACGAAGCCCGAAAACAAUUUUGGAUACCGAAGGGACGUAUAACAACUCACCGCGUGUGGAACCUAUGCUAUAUCUGCCGCAGGUAUAGAGCUAAAGGUUCAACGCCUAAAAUGGCCGACUUGCCCGCGGUACGACUACGGGCCGGCCUACCAGCCUUCACGCACACCGGGUUAGAUUAUUGGGGUCCCGUGGAUGUCACCCUUUUCCGAAGGACGGUCAAGCGUUGGGGAUGCUUAUUCACCUGCCUCUCCUCACGCAGCGUUCACUUAGAGAUGGCCUACUCCCUCGACACCAGCUCUUUCAUCGCUGCACUUGAUCGGUUUCAGAACCGCCGUGGUGUUCCGGCAUCAUACCACAGCGACAACGGUACUAACUUUGUCGGUGCUCAUCGUGAAUUGGCCGUCUGCCUAGAAAAUUUAAGCCAGUCGACCAUUCUCCGUCAUCUCAGCCGACAACCAACUUCGUGGCACUUCAACCCGCCAGCUUCUCCGCAUUUUGGCGGAGUAUGGGAGCGUAUGGUGCGCGCCGCAAAACAUGCGCUCCAAUUCGUUUUAGGUCGUCAACGUCUAACUGAUGAAAUCCUCGUCACGGCGUUAACGCAUGUGGAGAACAUUCUCAACAGCCGCAAGUUGACCCCGCUAACCGAAGACCCGAGCGACCCAGAAUGUUUGACGCCAAACCAUCUUUUGCUAGGUCGAGCAAAGCCGAAUGUUCCUCCAGACGUUUUUUCUGACCAAGACCUCUCAUCGAAAAAACGCUGGCGUAUUUCUCAAGCCAUUGCCGACCAGUUUUGGCGACACUGGAUGCGCGAGAUCGUACCAGGCCUUACCGAGCGGAAAAAUGGUACGAAACCCAAAACAAUUUGGAGGUCGGUGAUAUCGUCAUCAUAA